Sclerotinia borealis F-4128 is the source of this 1218-nucleotide messenger RNA. The record is from the annotation of a GenBank genome assembly. Lineage: Eukaryota; Fungi; Ascomycota; Leotiomycetes; Helotiales; Sclerotiniaceae.
AUGGCAUCCAAGGAAAUUACCAGCAUCAUCAUCAAUGAUGGCAAAGAAACUACCAUCACGCCGACUUAUGAAGACAAGCCAAGUUCCUUGGAUACUUCUGAGCCGAUAGCUACCAAUAACGGUAAUCGAAGAUUACAUUAUGUCACUCGCGGUCAAGAAAUUGCCGACGCAGGUCUAUCAACCGAAUCAAUAACAGGCUACGAAGCAGAACAAAUGCGAGCAAGAGCUUUUCUGACAUUCGAAGAAGAAAAGAAAUUACUACGAAGGAUUGAUUGGCACCUAAUGCCUCUACUUUCCAUCUGUUUCUUACUUAAAAGUAUCGACUACUCCAAUGUAUCUAAUGUUAGGAUUAUGAAUACUGGGACGGAUGAAAACAUCCUCAACCAACUUGGGAUGAUUCCACCACACGCAAAAUGGUUGACGGAAAAAGAAAAAGCUUUCAUCCAAGCUAGACUUCCACGAAAUGCCCCAAGAAGUUCCGGGAAGAAUUUUGACAUCCGGGAAAUCUUGACAAAUCUCAAGGAUAUAAAAAUGUGGCUCUUUACCCUUUGUUGGGCAUCUUUCACUGUCGGGACCUCUGGCUUGAGCUUCUAUCAACCAACGGUGGUGGUGGCGAAUCUUGGGUUCACUUCAAUCGCUAAAUCACAGCUCCUUAAUUUUCCAACGGAUUUUCUAACUAUAGCCAUCAUUGGUAUAUUUGGAAUUUGGGCCGAUACGGCACGUCUACCACGACCUUUGUCUCCAUUAUCCUUCUUAUUUAUUAUCUUGGCUUGCUAUAGUGUACUUUAUACAUUCCCAAAUACGGGUGGUGUAUAUGCUGCAACACUUAUCGCAUCCUCGUUCGCAUCAUCCUGGAAUCCAAUGAUGUGGCCCUGGCGCGUUCAAACUACCUCCCGCGCAACCGGUUCUGUUUUCUCAACCGGAUUCGUAAAUUCCUACGGUCAAAUUGGCGGAGCUCUCGGUCCUCAAAUCUUUAGAAGUCAAUAUGCACCACACUAUCCGAUUAGUUUUGCAAUUGCUAUGGCGAUAGUUGGCUUUGCUAUUGUGAUGAAUCUUGUGACGUGGUAUGUUAUGAGGGAAGUGGAGAGGGGAGAGACGAUAUUGGAGGAUGUGGAUUUUGAUGUUGAUGUUGAUGUUGGUGGGGGUGAUGGGGAGAGAAACGCGAUGAGUGUAAAAGGAAGUGGAAAAUUGGAGUGGCGGAAUGGGGAGGAUGCGUAA